This is a messenger RNA of Cynocephalus volans (Philippine flying lemur), 3378 nucleotides long. RefSeq names its product zinc finger CCCH-type containing 3 (gene ZC3H3). The transcript is spliced from 12 exons. NCBI's taxonomy places the organism in Eukaryota, Metazoa, Chordata, Mammalia, Dermoptera, Cynocephalidae. Gene Ontology annotation, cellular component: nucleus. Bases 35 to 2971 code for a protein of 978 amino acids. Gene Ontology annotation, molecular function: metal ion binding. The record is from RefSeq and is a predicted model, not a curated record.
GCAGGGGCCUAGCCGGGCGUCGCGGACUCUGGAGAUGGAGGAAAGGGAGCAAUUACGGCGGCAGAUCCGCCUCCUGCAGGGUCUGAUCGAUGACUACAAAAACCUCCACAGCAGUGCCCCUGCCCCGGGCGCCUCAGCUGCUUCCCAGUGGCAGCCGUCUACUUACCACAACGGCAGGGCCUUUAGUGCUCGCUACCCUCGUCCAAGCCGGAGGGGCUUUUCUUCACACCGUGGGCCUGCGUGGCGCAAGAAAUACUCCCUGGUGAAUCGGCCCCCAGGAUCCUCAGACCCACCUGGCGACCAUGCUGUACAGCCACCCCUUGGGGCCAGGGGCAGCCAGAGUCCUGACUCCCAGCAGUUUAUCCUUGAGAGACAGGUCCAGCUCAAUCCAGAUCAGAACAUGGUCAUCAAAAUUAAAUCACCAUCAAAGUCUGGCUCCAUUAGCACUUCAGGGGCCCAGCGACGCUCUUUGCAAGAAUAUGAAGACACCCCCUGGAAUGACCAAAGACCCCAAGAAGGCGAGGGCGAGCCCCCUGGUGGGCAGCUGCAGCCCUCGAGGACAGGAAGAACCAGGGGGAGCUGCAGUGCAGAGGACUCCCUUCUGGUCUGCCAGAAGGAGGCUGGCAAGACCCGGGUGGUGAAGUCUGUGGGCAGUGUGGGCAGCGGCCCCCUGGAGCCCCGGCGGACGGUCAGUGAGAGUGCAGUUGCCGUCAAGGCACACUUCCCAUCCUCCACCCUACCCCCGCUCACCGUCGUGGCUGUGGGCCAGAAGGUGGGCUCUCACUCUGUGGCCAGCUGUGCUGCACAGCUCCUUGAGGAUGGGAGAGUGAAUGCCACUCAUCCAGAUCAGCCAGGUACCUCUGGCUCAGCAGUGGGCUCUGCCAGACCAGCCUCAGGACCCACGCAGACCCAGGAGACCUCGCUGCUUGUGUCCUGUCAAACCAACAGGUUCCAGAAAAACAACUACAAAUGGGUAGCCACCUCAGCAAAGAGCCCUCGGGCUGCUCGGCGGUCCCUCAAUCCCAGAGCAGCUACAGAGAAUGUGUGCAAGGCCCUCUUCGAUGCCACAGGAAAGAUGGAGAGGCCACAGCUCAGAGCUGAUCCGGAGGCCAAGCCCAGGAAGCAGGCCCCGUCCUCCAAACCCGGGCCCUCACCCAGCAAGUACAAGUGGAAGGCUUCCAGCCCCUCUGCCUCCUCCUCUUCCUCCUUCCGUUGGCAGUCAGAGGCUGGCAGCAAGGACCAUGCCUCCCAGCUCUCCCCGGUCCCAUCUAGGUCCCCCCCAGGGGACACACCAGCAGUGGGACCCAGUGGCUUGAAGCCUCUCUUUGGUGAGACUCCGCUCUCAGCUUACAAAGUGAAGAGCCGCACCAAGAUCGUGCGGAGGCGGGGGAGUACCAGCCUUCCUGGGGACAAGAAGAGCAGCCCCUCACCUGUCACCACUGCUAAGAGCCACCUCAGCCUCCGGCGCAGACAGGCCAUCCGGGGGAAGAACAGCCCUCUUCUGAAGAAGACUCCCAACAAGGGCCUGAUGCAGGUGACCAGGCACCGGCUGUGCCGCCUGCCACCAAGCCGGGUUCACCUCCCCACCAAGGAAGCAUCCAACCUGAACACCCUGCGGACUGCACCCCCCAGCAAAGUGAUCAAGACACGCUACCGCAUUGUCAAGAAGACCCCAGCCUCUCCCCCUGGUGUUCCGCCCUUUCCCCUGUCUCUGCCCUCCUGGCGGGCCUGGCGACUCUCACUGUCCAGGUCCCUGGUGCUGAACCGCUUGCGUCCGGCUGCCACUGGGGGUGGGAAAGCCCAGCCCAUCUCCCCUGGGUGGCGGCACAGAGGCUAUCGCUGCAUUGGAGGGAUCCUCUACAAGGUGUCAGCCAACAAGCUCUCCAAGACCUCCAGCCGGCCCAGUGACGGGGGCAGUAGGCCCCUCCUCCGCACAGGCCGAGUGGACCCUGCCAGCAGCUGCAGCCGCUCCCUGGCCAGCCGGGCCGUCCAGCGCAGCCUGGCCAUCAUCCGGCAGGCGCGGCAGAAGAGGAGGAGGAGGGAGUACUGCAUGUACUACAACCGCUUCGGCAGGUGCAACCGUGGAGAGCACUGCCCCUACAUCCACGACCCCGAGAAGGUGGCCGUGUGCACCAGGUUUGUGCGUGGCACAUGCAAGAAGACAGAUGGGACCUGCCCCUUCUCCCACCACGUGUCCAAGGAGAAGAUGCCCGUGUGCUCCUACUUCCUGAAGGGGAUCUGCAGCAACAGCAACUGUCCCUACAGCCACGUGUACGUGUCCCGGAAGGCCGAGGUCUGUGACGACUUCCUCAAAGGCUAUUGCCCUCUGGGCGCAAAGUGCAAGAAGAAACACACGCUGCUGUGCCCUGACUUCGCCCGCAGGGGUGCGUGUCCCCGAGGCACCCAGUGCCAGCUACUCCACCGCAACCAGAAGCGCCAUGGCCGGCGGGCAGCCGUGCCCCCCGCCCCAGGGCCCAGUGAUGCAGCCCCUAGGAGCAGAGCCUCAGCUGGCCAUGGGCCCAGGAAGCCCUUGGCCACCCAGCGCCCCCGGAGACAGACACUCAGCGGCACCACAUCUACAGCUGCUGUCCUGGCCUCCCCACGGGUGUUAGCAUCAGCCUCUCCCUUGUUGUCCAAGACUGCCGCCGCCGCCGCCGCCGCCUCCUCCUCCUCCUCCUCCUCCUCCUCCUCCUCCUCCUCCUCCUCUUCCUCCUCCUCCUCCUUCUCCUCCCCCCCAUCCUCCUCUCUGUCCUCCUCCUCCCUUCCUUCCCCCUCCUUGGACCAGGAGGAGCCAUCUUUCCGGGAGGAGGCCACCUCAGUGGUGACCGGCUCUGGCAGCCUCUACAAGCUGCCCUCCUUCAUCUCCCUGCAGUCCUCACCCAGCCCAGGGGGCCAGCCUGGGGCCCGGACCCCCAGGAGCCCACCCAUCAAGGACUCAGGGAAGCCUCUGCACAUCAAGCCGCGUCUGUGAGGGCCCCCGGGACCAGCCCGCACCUACCUCAGUCCCUUGUCCCUGGAGAGGAAGGAGGCUCUGGCCACCACCCUGCCCCAGAGGAGGGGCCGCCCACCACCAAGCCCCACAGGGCAUCGCUCUGCCAGCCUGGCACUCAGCCUUCCAGGACCAGUGUGUGCCCAAGGCGUCUUCCUCCCUCAGUCUGGAAGCUGGCCUGUGUGCCCCACUGCAAACCUAGGAUUUGCCCCCCAAGUCCCCCAUUGCCGGGGUGCUGGGCAGCGCUCACCCCAAGGCCCGUCCCCUGCCAUGGAUGUGGCAGUGUCCCCCCCACCCUCCCCACCCAAGACUCCUGCCUGGGGAAGAGGCCACUGGCCAGGCCUCCCUGGUAGGCGUUUCGUGUUCAGCAAUAAAGGUUCUGUCCUGUG